Nicotiana tabacum (common tobacco) is the source of this 1182-nucleotide messenger RNA. NCBI's taxonomy places the organism in Eukaryota, Viridiplantae, Streptophyta, Magnoliopsida, Solanales, Solanaceae. The record is from RefSeq and is a predicted model, not a curated record.
AUGGAGGAUGAGGAUGAUAAUAGGGGUGAAAAGGAAGGAGGAGUUGUGGGUAGUCAUGAGGAACAUACUAAUCAAGACAUAGCUAAUGAGGAAGAAAAGAGUAAGAAUGAGGGAUAUUCUGGUGAAGAGAAGGAGAGUGAGAUAGAAGAUAUGGUAGGUGAACAAGUGGAUGAUUCUAUAGAAGAAGAGGAUAACUCUAAGAGUGAAGAUGAGGAUCAAGAAAAGGCAAGUGAGAGUGAAUGCAUGGAUGAAGAAAAUGAGGAAGAGAAUGAGAAUAUGAGUGAAGAAUCUGAAGGCUCUAUGACCAUUGGAAACACUGUCAUAGCCCUUUCAGAAGAAGCAAGUAGAGAGAAAAGGACUAAAGAGCCUGGGCCCUUGUUAACUCCUUUCACUGGAGAUGAGGAGGCCAGUAGUAAUAAAGAUGACUUGCCCUUGUCUGAGGUAGGGAAGAAACCCAAGAAGACUCAUGUGAAAGCAACAAAGUCUAUAGUCCCAAUAAGGAAAGAAAUGGCUAUUCCUGCCAAAACUCAUCUUGCAAUGAGUAAAAUAAAGGUCGUUGAUGAACAAAUCAUUAAAGAGUCCAGAGGUGCCAAGAAGCCAAUGAAGCAAGUUUCAAUUGUAAAACAUGUGAUUGAGUUGGAUAGAGAAGAUAAGUCUGAGUCUGGUUUGCUAGAAAAGUCCUCUACACAAAAUAGAAAGGUUGCCAAAGCUACAAAAACUACAACCCCAUCUGUAGACAUGGGCGAACCGGACGAAGAGAAUGUGUUUGCGGACAUAGAUGAAUAUAUUGAGGAUACAAACACCAUUGUCCCUCCUCGAGUUGACGCUGCCUCCUUCAAAGUGGAACAUAAUCUAAUCCUAAUGCUAAAGGCAGAGGGGUUCUUCCAAAAUUCCACUGAUGAUGAUCCUACACAACAUCUCAAAAUUCUUCUGGGUGUAUAUGCCAUGAAUAUGCAGAAUAAUAUCUCGGAUGAUGCCCUAAGGUUGAGGGUGUUCAAGAAAUCUUCAACUAGGGAGGCAAGACAGUGGAUCCAAAUUAUACCUCCUAAUUACAUCUACACUUGGCCCGAACUUGUCCGAGCUUUUCUAGCAAAAGGGUUCCCACAAAAUAAAAAUUUCGAGCUUCAGGAUAAAAUCUUCUUCUUCAAGCAAUUACUGGGAGAGCAUCUACAUGAGGCAUGA